AUGUCCGAAGCACACGUCGUCCAUCUUGGCAACGUCGACCUCAUCACUGGCCUCCCUAACGGUCCGUACAGAGUGUCCGGCAGCGGUGUCAACGGUCAGGGAAACCGCUGGUUCUGCGUUGUGACCAGCGAGGGCCGCGGAUACCGCUACCUGAACAAGAACGGGAGCGUGUAUUAUCGUAGCCGGGACGGCGCGUCGUACUUCAACAAUGGCCGCGGCUCCUUCCGAUAUACCUCCCCGACGGGCGUCACUGUCUGGAAUGUGUAG
This is a messenger RNA of Sparassis crispa, 267 nucleotides long. RefSeq lists its product as hypothetical. Bases 1 to 267 code for a protein of 88 amino acids. The record is from RefSeq and is a predicted model, not a curated record. The transcript has 3 exons. NCBI's taxonomy places the organism in Eukaryota, Fungi, Basidiomycota, Agaricomycetes, Polyporales, Sparassidaceae.